UGAGGGAAUUCAUGUCGUCCCAAACAGUCUGUGUCUAUGUGCUAUGAACUGGAGGAGGAGAGAGCCAGAAGAGUGUCAGUAGGAGGCUCAGUAGGUGGCUGGACACCGCAGCGAGAACAUCUUAUCAUCGCUAUCUUCAAUCUCCACUUCAGUAAUGGCGCCCGUUCCACACCUCAUCCACGCUAUCCCUACAUGGAUAGAGGAAAACAAGAAGUUCUUCCUACCGCCAGUCUGCAACAAGAUGAUGCACGGGGAUGGGCAGCUUAAGGUGUUCUAUGUGGGCGGCCCCAAUCAGCGGAAGGACUUCCACAUCGAGGAAGGUGAAGAGUUCUUCUACAUGGUGAAGGGUGAUAUGAAUCUCAUCACCCUACAGAAUGGUGCUUUCAAAGACGUGAUCAUCAAGGAGGGCGAGGUGUUCCAGUUGCCGGGGAAGGUGCCACACUCGCCCCAGCGGUUCUCUGACACAGUGGGUCUCGUCGUCGAGCGGGAGAGAGUCAAGUCCGAACUCGACUGUCUCAGGUAUUACGUGGAGGGAACGACGGAGACGUUGUUUGAGAAGUGGUUCUACUGCAGCGACCUGGCUGUCCAGCUCCAGCCCGUCAUCAAGGAGUUCUUCAUGUCCCAACAAUACAAAACUGGAAAACCCGUCCCUGGAACCAUCUCCGAGAACCCACCAUGGGUCCCCGACGCCCUCAGGAUCGUGGAGGAGCCAUUCUCGCUCGCUAAGUGGCUCAACAAACAUCGUGCCGAGGUGGAUCAGGAGGGUGAGAAGCGGUUGUUUGACCUCAGCUACCAGAGUGACGUGGUGGCACUGGGGCGAGGCUCCCACCAUCACCACCUGGCGGGGGUGGAGACCUGGCUCUGGCAGCUGGAAGGAGAGAGCGAGGUCACCAUCGGGGAGGACACCGUGCUGAUGAGGCCUCAGGAGUCCAUGUUGGUGCGGUCAGACACACCCUUCACACACACACGGAAGGAAGGCUCCUUGUGCCUCUCCGUCGUCAUGGAUCCCAACCAGAAGAAGCGCGCCUUCACUCACCUCAAGUAGCCUCGUCUCCGGCGUGCCCUGGCAGGGGGUCCACCACCGCAGCCAUGAUGACCCUUCCUCAUCACCUGUUUUAACGCUUCAUAAACAACUCUCAACACAAGAAGGGACCUCCACACUUACAUAUAAAGUAUGCAAUAAUUUUCCACAUUCCCCAAUUUUUUUUCUAAGAUAAAUGUUAUAGUAAUUAAUAUGCUAUUUGAUUAUAUAUAUUAUAUAUAUAUAUAUAUAUAUAUAUAUAUAUAUAUAUAUAUAUAUAUAUAUAUAUAUAUAUAUAUAUAUAUAUAUAUAUAUAUAUAUAUAUAUAUAUAUAUAUAUAUAUAUAUAUAUAUAUAUAUAUAUAUAUAUAUAUAUAUUGCUUGUAAUUAUUGUUUACAAUAUUUUUCUGUGAGUUUAGCUCUUAAUGAAGAUUAAAUUAAGUAGCUAAGAGUACUGCCAGCCUUACAAAAUCAAGCUUGAUAUAGGUAAUAUUGAGGCAUCUACAUAUGUACUGCAUCUUUGUAAUCGACAUGUGUUGCAGAUACGAUUAACAAACUAUAAUGUGUGAUUUUUGUUGUUGUUACAUUAUUCAGGUCAUUAUCAGUAUAGGACUAUUAUAUUUUAUGAAGUUCAAUAUAUUUUAUUUUUAAAUGUGUAUUAUAACUUCAUUAAUUAGUGCACAAUUUUAUUAUUUUGUAAUUUAAGUUCUGAAAGUAUAACUAAUAAAUAUAAAAAGUAUUUAUUCAAGA
This is a messenger RNA of Procambarus clarkii (red swamp crayfish), 1770 nucleotides long. Its product is annotated as 3-hydroxyanthranilate 3,4-dioxygenase. Gene Ontology annotation, biological process: 'de novo' NAD+ biosynthetic process from L-tryptophan; quinolinate metabolic process. Gene Ontology annotation, molecular function: 3-hydroxyanthranilate 3,4-dioxygenase activity; iron ion binding. The record is from RefSeq and is a predicted model, not a curated record. NCBI's taxonomy places the organism in Eukaryota, Metazoa, Arthropoda, Malacostraca, Decapoda, Cambaridae. Gene Ontology annotation, cellular component: cytoplasm.